AUGUCCUUGCCGUCGCAUUUAGCGGCGUCGCUUCGCUGCUUGCACGCCGCUCCUUCCGCUCCCCGCCUCCCUUCCCUCCCCUCUCUCGCUUCCUCCUCAUUCCCGCGUCACUCAGUGUUUCCCUUAGUGCAUCCCCGCAAUGCACGACGAAACCCACGCUUCUCGUCUAGGCGCCAAUCCGCGCGGGUCGUGCGCGCGAGGGCGAGCGGGGUGCUUCCAGCCGACGUGGACGCGAUCAUAGCGAGGGGGCGGGAGGCGGGCGCGUUUGUGGAACACAGCGCGUGCGUGGUGCCCGGCGCGACUGACGGGCCGUUGCGCGGGCUGACGUUCGCCGUCAAGGACAUGUACGACGUGCGUGGGGGGGCGAGGGGAAGGAGGGGGGCGGUGGUGGCGGGCGUGCCAACGGGCUUCGGCAACCCCACGUGGCUGGCCACGCAUGACGUCCCGCAGGCCACCGCCCCCGUCGUGCAGGCGCUGCUAGAAGCGGGCGCCAGCGUGGUGGGCAAGGCGGCAAUGGACGAGCUGGCAUUCUCGCUGGCGGGGGAGAACGCGCACUACGGCACGCCCCUCAACCCAAAAGCCCCUCUCCGCAUCCCGGGCGGCUCCUCCUCGGGUUCCGCUGCUGCGGUGGCAGCGGGCCUGGUGGACUUCGCCCUGGGCAGCGACACAGCAGGGUCGGUGCGCAUACCCGCCAACCACUGCGGCGUGUGGGGCAUCCGCACCUCCCAUGCCCGCCUGCCGCUCACCGGCGCUCAGCCCCUGCAGCCAUCCAUGGACACCGUGGGCUGGUUUGCACGCGAUGCCUCUGUCCUUCAACGAGUCGGCUCCACUCUCUUCCACUCCCCCUCCCUUGCCCCCUCCCCCUCCUCCACUUCCUCUUCCCCAUCAUCCUCCUCCUCCUCCUCCCCCUCCUCCCUCCGCCCCUUCACCGGCUGGCUGGUGGCGGAGGACGCGUUUGAGCUAGCAGACAAAGACGCCGCCCGCGCAAUCUACGACAAGAUCUCGCCACAUAUAGACGAGAUCGCAGCAUUGCUGGGCGGGCGGCCGGAGGAGAAGCGGGUGGCGGGGGAGGAGGGCAGCGAGGUGGGAGGCGUGCACGAGUGGGUGGACGCCAUGAGGGUGCUGCAGCUGAUGGAGGCGUGGCAGUGCCACGGGCAGUGGAUCACAGCGCACCGCCCCGCCUUUGGUCCCGGAGUGGCGCAGCGCUUCCAGGCUGCCAGCGCUGUGGACCCGCAGGGGGAGGCAGUGGCGCACGCACGGGAGAAGAGAGCCGGAUUCACAUCGCACAUGGAGAGCCUCGUUGCGGGCGGCAAACUGCUCAUGCUGCCGGCCGCCCCCAGCAUAGCGCCUCUGAAGGCCGCCCCGCCUGCUGACGUGGACUCCUUCCGCGUGCGCACCCUGGCCCUCACCGUCAUUGGCGGCGCUGCCGGCCUGCCUCAGGUGACGGUGCCGCUGACAAGGCUGCAGGGGAGCCCCCUGGGGCUGGGGCUAGUGGCGGCCAGGGGGUGGGACGAGGAGCUGCUCGCCCUCGCCGUGCGCCUGCAGGCAAUCCUGGACCUUUCAGUGUGA
Messenger RNA from Closterium sp. NIES-65, 1569 nucleotides. NCBI's taxonomy places the organism in Eukaryota, Viridiplantae, Streptophyta, Zygnematophyceae, Desmidiales, Closteriaceae. The record is from the annotation of a GenBank genome assembly.